UUUGUUCAGCAGGCAAAACCAUUCCUUAGAAUUUUUGCUGUUGGAAGCUCCAGGUCUUGACAUUAACUUUCACACGACAGAGAGAAUUAACCAGAAGCUUCAGCGAACAGAAUUGUGAAAAGUUUAGAUCCAUUUUCUUAGAUUUAAAAAUAUUACAAACUAUACUCAAGAACCAAAUUUUACAGUCUAUCUACCACUGGUAUCCAGAGUCUUCGAAUUGUAUAAUACAAGAAAGAAUAGAAAUGAACAUUUACAGCUCUACAGAUUGCAGUGAUAAACUUCACCGACUGGGAAACAAAAUGUCAAAUUCUUGGUUGAAGUAUUAUUCUAGAAAUGCUGGUAGUAAUUAUAUUAGCACAGAUUGAAAGCUGAAUAUCACAUAAGACAACAACACACACAAAAUGCUGGUAGAACAGAGCAGGCUAGGCAGCAUCUAUAGGGAGAAGCGCUGUCGACGUUUCGAGCUGAGACCCUUCGAGCUGAGACGCUUCGUGUGUGUUGUUUGAACUUCCAGCAUCUGCAGAUUUCCUCAUGUUUGCUCUUUAAUAUCACAAAAAAACUUGAUAUUUGUAAGAAAUGUUUUCCUACUAGGCUGGAGGAAUGUGAUUAGUGCAUUACCCCUGUGAUCAGCUCUUGUCCCUCAACUAUUUAUCAAUUAUAUUAAUGAUGUGGAAGUGGGGCCAGAAUAUAAGAAGUCUAGGUUUGAGAUGACACGAAGUAAUCAAAGACUUUUUCUGUAAAGCGCAUUGUGAUCCUGCAAGGAGAUACAGAAUGAGUGAAUGAACAAAAACUUGCAAAUUGAGUUUAAUAUGGGAUAUUGUGAGAUCAUAAAAUGGGGAAGUUUUGUUACAAUUGUAUAGGAUGUUGGUGAGGCCACACACCUGGUGUAUUUUGAAUUGAUUUGGUCUCCUGACAUAAGGAAAGAUUAGCGUUGGAAGCAAAGCAAAGAUGGUUCGCCAGACUAAUUCCUGAGAUGAGAACGUUAGUCUAUCAAGAGAGAAUAAACAGAUUACAUCUGCAUUCGUUGGAGUUUAGAAGCAUAGGGAGGGGGGGUUGAUCUUAAUAAAACAUCUACGAUCCUAAGGAGGCAAUGUAGGGUAAAUGUCAAGAUGUUUUCACUAGUGGAAGCAAUCUGAUGAGAGGAUUUAGAUUCAAGAUAAGGGGCUGAUUUCUUAAAACUGUAGUAUGUAAAAUUUUUCUUGCAGAGUUUAUGAAAUAUUUGGAAUUCUUAACACCAGGGUUAUGGAGACUAAAUGAAUAAAAGUAUUUCAAAUGGAGAUGGGUAAUUUUUUGAAGGAUAAGCAAUUGAGAGCUUUGGGGAUCUGGCACAUAGAAGGUCUGGGAUUAGUAAGCCAUGAUCCUGUACACUAAUGGGCAGGCUGGAGGACCAGGUGGCCCUUAUUGCUCCUAUUCAUGUGUUCCACUGAUAACUAUGUUAAAACAUUUUUAACUUGUCGUAAUCGUCCCUAAAUCAAACUGGUGUUUGAUUUAGCUACAGGACUUUUUUUGUCCAAUAAUAGUUUUCUCUUUCUUCUUUAGGUCGCCAUCUGUUGAGAACCUUAAAGUUGAAGUUUUGUAAAUAAUAUGCUUUUGAUAUUUUAGCAGAAAAACAUCGUCAGUUUUAUAGCAAGUGUAAAGGGGGUUUCUUUUUUUUCUUUGUUACUGUUGGGAAAGGGUUUCCUUUUGUUAACUAGCAGGAAUGCUAAUUUACUGAUAACGAGAAUGGUAUUCCUUUGUAAACCAAAUGGGGAUUAAUGUUCUUUCUUCUGAGUCUGUAAGCUUUUGUUGACAGGCUUUUGGGCAGAACGGCGCGAGGGGGUCGAGAGAGAGGACGCAAUGCUCUAAGCUGGGCGAGGAUCGGACCCCAAAGGGGGGUCCGAGGCCGGGAGAUUCUCCGAGGGGAGGGGGGAUGAAGCUAGAUGUGCUUGGUUGACCACUCGGAGGGUCCUGAGCUGUUUGGAGAGUCGAGGAGUUCGGAGGGUCCUGAGCUGCGAGUCGAGGAGUUCGGAGGGGAUCGAAUGGUGGCCAGAAGACUUCAGAAAUUGAGCUCCAACGGUUGUGCACAAAGUGGUUUGGACUUUGAUAAGUGUGGCGCCUUUUCUUUAAUUUUCUCUUCAUAUAUACUGUAUCGUUAUUAAUCACUUAGUUAUAGUAACCUUUUUUAAAUUGUACUCAUUUAAUCGCAUAUGGUGUACUGUCUGGUUUUGGGCGAGGCGGGGACAUCGCACAGCAUCCACACCAGCUGAUUACCCAGUUUGGCGGGGCCGAAGGCUGCUCCCCCUAGACAAGAACGAGCUGAGCGAGCCUGAGGCGACCCAGGGAGUUACAUUGUGGGUGCUCGUCCGGGAUUGAUUUCUGUGGAAGCUGUGUGAUCACCCUCUUUAAAUUGUGUCUGCGGCGAAGAGCUGGUGUGCCUUUGUGGGUGUGCGAUUGCUGGUUAUUGCUGUGUGUGUGUUGGGUGGGGUGGUUGCUGUUGGCUAACGAAAUGGUGGUGGGACCAUGGGUUGUCCGUACGGUUUGGAGAUUGAGAAGUGACAGGUUGGGAUGUUUCAGCAGUGGUGAGCUCCGCCCGGUUAUUGGAAUAAUGUCCAGCCCUAAAGGGGCGGAGGCGUGGGUGGAGCGGACCUCUUAGUUGUUGGGUGAGUGGCAGUGCUUGGCUGAGGAAAAGCGACAGGGACGGGUUGAAAGUUUGAGUAGGCGGGCUGGUGACUUUGUUAGAACUGUCAGGCGCAAUUACCUCGAAGUGACCGCUGCCAGUUCUGGGAAAGUGUGGGAAAAUGCGUGUGGUUCGACUGGAAGUCAAAUGCCGCAGCUGGGGGGGUUUAUUAUAUCUGUGGCAGGAGAUUGGUGGGAAAUUUUUAGGGUAUCCCUUUUUGCCUAGGGGGGCAGAUAAAUUGCUUGUGGUGUCAAGGGGAUCUGUCAAGGGGAUCAGUUGUUCCGUUGAUUCGAGAGGUGUCGGGAAACUUAGAGGAGGCCCAGUGGGGGAACGGCUUGGGGUCUCUGGGGGAGCACAUUCCCAGCAAUGUACCAAGGAACUCCCGAAAGGAACAGACCCUAUUCCUGAAGGCUUAGAGGGGCCAUGCGCACAGGUGUUGUUACAGAUGGAUGGAAGUCAAGUUAAAGCCAUCCUCGGCACCGGGGCGCCGGUGAAGUUGCUGUACAGUUUGUUUCAUAACCGUUAUUGGAAGCAUUUACCCUUGACAACAUUUAGGACACUGGAGAUUCGGGGUACCAGUGCCGGUGAUUAUCCAGACAACGGUUGUUGGUCAGUGAAAAUGGAGUUCUUAGAGGCAAAUGUGGAGGAGACUGAGGUUCAUGAAUCGUUAAUGCUGAUGUGUCCGGACCCUGUUGAGACGGGCAGCGUUUCUGUUCUAGAGAGAACCAAAAUCCUGCUGGUGCGCUUGGGAGCCUGCCCGGAGGAGGCGGGUGAGCGCUGUUUGGAGGCAUUGUCGAUGCACCCAGGGUUUCGAGCUGCUUGUGCGGACGUGUGUAGCAGCAUUGGGCUGAUACCGAAUUCAAACAAGAGCCAGUGGUGGUACGGCCUGGGGGAAGUAUCUGAGGGUGAGACCCUCUUCGUGGAAGCUGCAAAAUACCACAAGGGAGGGGAGUUGACUGCUGAAGACACCUCGGAGAGAGAGAGGUUGCGGCGACUGGCCCCUACAGCCGUGGAAGAUGUAGGCAGCGUGUGUAUGGAUUAUAUUGCGUUGAAGAGGCGCACUGUCAGUGACCAGAAUAUGGCCCUGAGGGCCAGAGAGGCGAUGGCCUGUCUGAGUGGUGUGAAGUGGUUUAAGGUGCUGGAUCUGAGGAGUGGAUGUUGCCAGAUCCCGAUGAGUGUGGCCAACAAGGAGAAGACGGCCGUUAUAAAUUCCCUAGGAGUCUUCAGGUCCAAAAAGAUGCCACAGGGCAUAUCUGGAGCCCUUGCAACCUUCCUGCGGGGCAGGUGGAAGACCAUAGGGGAUGUGGAGGCGUUUGGAGUUUUGGUGUAUGUGGAUGAUCUCUUGGUAUUUGGAUUUGCCUCAGGAGAAUAUGAAGUGAGGUCGUUGCAGGAGCAGCUGAGAACUACCGAGUUAAAGUGUUUUCGGGACACGUGCCAGGGCUGGCGAAGGUCGCAGCUCGUGAGAGACUGUCUCUACGGAAUCAAGUUUGAAAUGAAGACGGAGAGACUGGAGAAAGUGAUCUGGAACCAUUCGGAAGACUUACAAGUUGGAGAGAAUGAAGAAAGUUGUCUGACUGAGGGUAAUAGCAAACUGAGAACCCGGAGAGGGGAGUUUGCAGAGGUGAAGAAAUUACAGACGAAUCUCAGAAGAGAGAAGCGGAAGCUUGAAGGGAACCUGAAGAUGACCAUCGACAGUUCAAAUGAAGUGCAAAACCUGAAAGUUGAUCUGGAAGAAGUCAUGAGGAAGAAAAAGCUGGAGAGAAGUGCAGUGAAUACUGAACAGGAGGCUGAAGAGACUGCGGGAGCAGUGCAGGCCACGUGUUUCCGUUUGGAGAAGAUCAAACAGCAGCUACCGAUCACAGGAAUGAGGAAGAAUACAGAUUCGAUGGAUGAUGUGCUGGAUGUGUGGUACAUGCUGCCUUUUGCUGACUUUCCCUCGAUUGAGGAAGAGACCUUUGGCCCUUCUCCCAUUGAGUCAGGUGUAGCGGGGAGGGUUAGCUGUGUGCAGUGUGGGGCAUGAGUGAGAGGUUGAGAGAGGAGUUGGUAGUGGGCCCAAGGUAUCCUCAGUUGUGUCCGAGCCUGAAGGGUUUAGGUGAGGGGGUACGGAGGCCUCAGAAGGGUUAGGGAACUCCCAGAUAGUUGGCCUAAGUAGCGCCUGAGGAACAGGGCGUGAGGGUUACUGUGUGGGGAGGAGAUGUCACUGUUUGUGCUUGGGUUACGGUGUGUUGGCAGGAAAGGUGGCGAGUUAUUUAGUAGUCAUGAGGACAUGACUUUUAUUUGGUGGAGGAAGUGUGUAAAGGGGGUUUCUUUUUUUUCUUUGUUACUGUUGGGAAAGGGUUUCCUUUUGUUAACUAGCAGGAAUGCUAAUUUACUGAUAACGAGAAUGGUAUUCCUUUGUAAACCAAAUGGGGAUUAAUGUUCUUUCUUCUGAGUCUGUAAGCUUUUGUUGACGGGCUUUUGGGCAGAUCGGCGCGAGGGGGUCGAGAGAGAGGACGCAAUGCUCUAAGCUGGGCGAGGAUCGGACCCCAAAGGGGGGUCCGAGGCUGGGAGAUUCUCCGAGGGGAGGGGGGAUGAAGCUAGAUGUGCUUGGUUGACCACUCGGAGGGUCCUGAGCUGUUUGGAGAGUCGAGGAGUUCGGAGGGUCCUGAGCUGCGAGUCGAGGAGUUCGGAGGGGAUCGAAUGGUGGCCAGAAGACUUCAGAAAUUGAGCUCCAACGGUUGUGCACGAAGUGGUUUGGACUUUGAUAAGUGUGGUGCCUUUUCUUUAAUUUUCUCUUCAUAUAUACUGUAUCGUUAUUAAUCACUUAGUUAUAGUAACCUUUUUUAAAUUGUACUCAUUUAAUCGCAUAUGGUGUACUGUCUGGUUUUGGGCGAGGCGGGGACAUCGCUCAGCAUCCACACCAGCUGAUUACCCAGUUUGGCGGGGCCGAAGGCUGCUCCCCCUAGACAAGAACGAGCUGAGCGAGCCUGAGGCGACCCAGGGAGUUACACAAAAACAUUUUGUGACAGUGCAUAAUCUUUAAUGGAAUUUGUAUGAAAUUAAAUUAUACCAGC
This is a messenger RNA of Hypanus sabinus (Atlantic stingray), 5709 nucleotides long. RefSeq lists its product as uncharacterized. NCBI's taxonomy places the organism in Eukaryota, Metazoa, Chordata, Chondrichthyes, Myliobatiformes, Dasyatidae. Bases 2778 to 4676 code for a protein of 632 amino acids. The record is from RefSeq and is a predicted model, not a curated record. The transcript is spliced from 2 exons.